AUGUCGGAAGUGCCACACUUCGUGCUCUACGAGCAUGCGGCUGGCUAUGCUCUCAUGAAGGUUAAGGAGUUUGAAGAUGCUGGUCUCAUCGUCCAAGAGGUCGAUGCCGCUCAUGCUGACGGAUACAAGUUCUCGCAGAUUAUCGAGCUCGCUUCAUUCGAUCCAUUCAAGAACACUGAAGCUGCAUUGGAGAACUGCAACUCAAUCUCUGAAGGUCUCGCUCAUUCUGAUCUCACUAACUUUCUUCAAAAGUCUUUGCCAAAAAAGAAAAAACACGUUGUGCUUGGAAUCAAUGACUCGAAACUUGCGGGUUCGCUUACCGAAGCGUUCCCAGACCUGAAGCUUGUCUUCGGUGGUGUGAUUACCGAGAUUCUUCGUGGUACUCGUGUCCAUUUUGAACGCUUGGCUAAAAAUCUCCCACAUCACUCCUUAUCGAAAGCUCAGCUUUCUCUUGGUCAUAGUUACUCUCGCUCGAAGGUUAAAUUCGAUGUUCACCGUGUCGACAACAUGGUCAUUCAAUCGAUCGCCCUCCUCGAUCAACUUGACAAGGAUAUCAACUUGUUCGGAAUGAGAAUCCGUGAAUGGUACUCAUACCAUUAUCCAGAGCUCUUCCGCUUGGCUCCAGACCAGUACAAGUACGCACGUCUUGCCGUCGCCAUCCUCGAUAGAAACAAGAUGUCUGAGAAUGAGAACCUCGAAAACGAGAUUCUUGAGAUCCUUGACAACGACACCGAGAAGACUGCCCAGAUUAUCGAGGCUGCCAGAACAUCCAUGGGAAUGGACAUUUCUGACCUUGAUCUUGAGAACAUCAAGAGAUUCGCCGCUCGUGUCUCUUCCCUCAUGGAGUACAGAGGACAACUUCAUGAGUACAUCAAGGAUCGUAUGGAUCACUGCGCUCCAUCGCUUAGCGCUUUGAUUGGAGAACAAGUCGGAGCUCGUCUCAUCUCUCACGCCGGAUCCCUCACCAACUUGGCCAAAUAUCCAGCAUCCACUGUUCAGAUUCUUGGAGCCGAGAAGGCUUUGUUCCGUGCUUUGAAGACUAGAUCUAACACACCAAAGUACGGACUUCUUUUCCACUCCAGCUUCAUUGGAAAGGCCGGAACCAAGAACAAGGGACGCGUUUCGAGAUAUCUCGCUAACAAAUGCUCAAUCGCUGCUCGUGUCGAUUGCUUCUCGGAUACUCCAGUUUCCACAUACGGAGAGUUCCUUCGUCAACAAGUUGAAGACAGACUCGAGUACUUCACUUCUGGAACAGUGCCAAAGAAGAAUAUCGACGUGAUGAAGGAGGCAGAGGAAGCCGCAGUUGAAGUCAAAGAGAAGGUCGUCAAGAAGAAGAAGAAGGCUGCCAAGAAGGCCAAGCGUCUUGCAGAGGAAGCUGCUGGUGCAACUGGUGCUGAAGCUGAAGUUGACGAGGAUGCUCCAAAGCCGAAAAAGAAGAAGAAGAGCAAGGCUGGAGACGAAUAA
Molecule: messenger RNA, 1464 nt
Organism: Caenorhabditis remanei
Lineage: Eukaryota; Metazoa; Nematoda; Chromadorea; Rhabditida; Rhabditidae
Exons: 8
Coding region: 1-1464 (487 amino acids)
Cellular component (GO): small-subunit processome; box C/D methylation guide snoRNP complex
Molecular function (GO): snoRNA binding
Source: RefSeq, a predicted model, not a curated record